Messenger RNA from Thalassophryne amazonica, 1391 nucleotides. Its product is annotated as protein Wnt-8a-like. Gene Ontology annotation, biological process: neuron differentiation; canonical Wnt signaling pathway; cell fate commitment. Gene Ontology annotation, cellular component: extracellular region. The record is from RefSeq and is a predicted model, not a curated record. Bases 317 to 1387 code for a protein of 356 amino acids. Lineage: Eukaryota; Metazoa; Chordata; Actinopteri; Batrachoidiformes; Batrachoididae. Gene Ontology annotation, molecular function: cytokine activity; frizzled binding. The transcript has 6 exons.
UAUUUAAUAAAUCGACAUUUUCAUGAGUUUAUUUGUCAUGAAGGGCAGGUGAAUGAGUGAGGAGGUUAAGCGUCUGCUUCACUUCUUUGAAGUGCAGUUAUGCGCCGACGGCUCCCAUUUGUCUGUAGGACGCAGCAAUCAAUGUCGUCAUCGAUGUGUUUUCACAGCGAAACGCUACCCGCACAACAAAACUGUCAAUCAGAAGGGAAAGAUCCUAUAAAUAUCAUCGGCGUGCAUUCUGGGCCAGAUGUUCACUUGGCUUCUUCUCUCCCCGUGCUCACUUCUGGAACAGCACACGCCACUCUUUCUUUAAAAUAUGGCAACACUGAAUUUGCUGACAGUUUUGGCUUUGUGCUGUUAUUUUCAGUCUGCAUCUGCAUGGACAGUGAAUAAUUUCCUCAUGACUGGACCUAAGGCUUUUCUAACGUAUGCCAACAGCGUGCAGAUUGGCGCGCAAAGCGGCAUCCGCGAGUGCAAACAUCAGUUCGCGUGGGACAAGUGGAAUUGUCCAGAGAACGCUCUCCAGUUAUCCACACAUAACGGCCUGAGAAGUGCCACAAGAGAAACAUCUUUUGUUCAUGCCAUCAGCGCAGCAGGGGUGAUGUACACGCUCACAAAGAACUGCAGUAUGGGUGACUUUGAAAACUGUGGCUGUGAUGACUCCAGAAUCGGACAACCAGGCGGCAAAGGCUGGAUCUGGGGAGGCUGCAGUGACAACGCGGCGUUUGGAGAGAAGAUCUCCAAACAUUUUGUGGAUGCGCUGGAAAACGGGCACGAUUCGCGCGCAGCAGUUAACCUGCACAACAAUGAGGCUGGCAGACUCGCGAUUAAAGCCACCAUGAGGAAAACGUGCAAGUGUCACGGAGUGUCCGGAAGCUGCAGCAUCCAAACGUGCUGGAUGCAGCUGGCCGAUUUCAGAGAGGUGGGAAACUUCCUGAAGAUGAAAUAUGCACAGGCGAGGAAACUGGACAUGGACAAGAGGCCGACGAGGAACAGCGCGGACAGCCGUGCUGCCAUCGCGCAUGCUUUCCGGAGCAUCGCGCGCACGGAGCUCGUGUACCUGGAGGAUUCUCCGGAUUAUUGCAUCGAGAACCACAGCCUGGGCUUCCACGGCACAGUGGGCCGUGAGUGUUUGAAAGGAAACAAGAACAUGUCGCAGUGGGAGAGGCGCAGCUGCCGCAGACUGUGCUACGAGUGCGGCCUCAGGGUGGUGGAGAGACGCGCCGAGGUCAUCACCAGCUGCAACUGCAAAUUCCACUGGUGCUGCACAGUCAUGUGUGAUAAGUGCACGCGGACUGUUACCAAGUAUUACUGUGCGCCAAAAGACAGCGGAAAAAGACAGCAGGGCAAAUCAAAGCGCAGGCAGCGCGCGCACAGACUCAUUUGAUCAG